AUGCAUGCACAAUGCAGAAGACUGGCAUUCGGAAUUCAAUUCCAAUUCAAGAGGCCAUUGGCAUUCAGUCAUGGAAAUCAAAAUCGAAUAUCAUCCCAUAUAUUCCGACCACUGCUCAGCACCCUGGCACAGCGUGGCUUUCACCAAAACCACGUCCUCAAAAUCGAGACAAGGAAGAUCUUUUACGCAUUCGACCCAGUGGAUACACCAGAUACCCCAGAUCAAACUAACAACUUCACCUUUCUCCACCCACAAAACAUACCCAAAAACCCCGAGUUCAAACACGCGAAUCUCAUCGAUCCACCAACCAUCGGUGUCCCAUGGUUCUCGUCGAUCAAGUACACCCUUCAAUCAAAGUACUGGAGAGAGGCAGAGUCUGCUUUAAGAGAAUUCACUGCAGAGUAUAUUCUUAAGAAUCGGAAUCCUGUGCAGAAAGAAUAUGUUGAUGCGACGGUUGGCGCGGCCUUGACGUUCGUGGUCAAUGGGAUGCCGAUGGCGAGUUUAAGGAGGUUGCUCAUUUUGACCAAGUUUUAUGGGUUGAUUACGAUGCAUGAUGAUGCAAUGGAGUCGGGAUAUACAGGAGGACAAAGCGAGGCAGCACUUCCAAGAUCUAGUGAUGAAAAGAAAAGUGAUACUGCUUUGAGUAUCCUUACUCAAGAACUUCUCGCCGAAGACCCAAUCCAAGGAAAACGCUUCCUAGAUGGCAUUUUGUCCUGGUCAGCAUUAAAAUCGCAACCAGAAAUGACCUUCAAUAGCUUUGAUGACUACGUCAAGCAUAGAAUGGAGGAUUCCGGCUCUGAUCUCAUCUUACGAAGUGUCGAAUUCGGCUGUAACAUCACCCUAUCCUCGCACGACGAGCACAUCCUCGCCCAAAUCCGCACCGCCUCCGCGAAACAUUUCGCCCUAACCAACGAUCUAUACUCCUACGCAAAAGAGUACAUCGCAGAAAAAGAACGCGGUGAAACCCUCAUCAACGCUGUCCGAGUAUUGCAGAAUCUCCUUGACGUUUCUGCGCCAGCGGCCAAGUCUAUACUACGUCGUAUGAUUCUGGAUAUUGAGGGACAGAUUCACGCGGAUUAUGAACGGUUGCUUGAAGCUGAUGGUGCGACGGAGGAGCAGUUGCGGUGUGCGAGGGGAUUUAUUGCGUUUUUGUCUGGGAAUAUGUUCUUUUCGGCAACUUCUGAGAGAUAUGCGAGGGCUGUUCGUGGGUCGAGGUUGGAUUGA
Aspergillus wentii DTO 134E9 is the source of this 1224-nucleotide messenger RNA. RefSeq lists its product as uncharacterized. The coding region runs from base 1 to 1224 and encodes 407 amino acids. NCBI's taxonomy places the organism in Eukaryota, Fungi, Ascomycota, Eurotiomycetes, Eurotiales, Aspergillaceae. The record is from RefSeq and is a predicted model, not a curated record. The transcript is spliced from 4 exons.